UCAUUCCACAAGCCUGAGCCAGUGUAAAUACAAAAAGAUUUCAUCCAGCUUCACAUUUCAAAACCUCAGUGUCAGAACCCUCUGGCACUUUUUAUGCUUAAUAAACCAAUUUUAAAUUACAUUUCAAAUAAUAAACAUUAUAAUAAGGGUGAUCUAACAUUUUAGAGCAGCAUUUAUUUUCAGAAAAGUCUAAGGCUUCAUACUUGCUGUAAAAGCUAAUCUCAUUUUAAUGCUGUGAGCCUUUUUCUUAAAGCAAUUUGACAAGGUCUCCAUAGGGGAUAGAAAUAACACUUAAAUCAAUAGAACUGCUUACUAUCAGGAUUCGCUUGCAGUGAUGUGGUGGAGUUAAGUGGUUGUGUGUAAUUAAAAGGAUACUGAAAGGAAACUUUGGGGAGGAAAUCUCUUGUUGAUAAGAAAUUGAGGCCGCGCGCUAACGAAGACAAAUGUUUCUGAUGAGCUUUUGAAAUCAGCCUCAGCCAGCAUUUUCUAAUUAGUCACAUUUUAUUUGUCAGUGGGUGAGACGUAGUGUCACCUCAGUGAAGUGUCUAAACAUUGGGUUUAAAAGCUUUAAAUAAUGAUCAAAAUUACUGACAUAUCUGUUUUUGGCUGCUCUCAGGAGCUUUAGCUCUAUUUUUUACAGAUUUGCUGUUUAUCAGGAGCUGAAAUAGUUUCAUUUAUUACUCUGAUAAAGGUAAGGUGAUUUGUAAAUGAACGCCAAUUAUGUAAGAAUAUAAUUGUAACAUUAACUAAAGUUAAAAAUGGAAUUCCAGCUAACAUUUAAAUAUAAAAACAAUAAUAAUCAUCUAUAUACAGCCUGCUGACUACUGCUGAAAUUCUAAUACACUUUAAUGAGCUUGUACCUUUCAACGUUACAUGAAAAGAUAUUUUUAGAGAUAUUGUUACUGGUGGCAACAACGACACCAUAAGUGUCCUCACUGCUUUACACGUGAUUUCAUGAUAAUAUGCAGGCGAUUAUGACAGUCUCUCGGACGUGCUUAUUGGUGCAUGUGAAGCUCUACGCAAAUCAAAACACGUGUGAAACCACGCUGAGAUGAAAUUACGCACCGAUGGACAUUGCGCGCACCAAGCUCCAAAGUGGACAGCUGCGAACUUUGAACAGCUUUAAGUAAAACAUUAAAAACAAAAGCCUUAGCAAAAGGAUUCUCUCACCUUGUACUCCGUCCAAAUACGCGAACAUAGCGUGGGAUUUGUGUUUUUUUAAACGCCAGAUGGAAAGGCACGCAGUCUGUUUUUCUAUGCUUCCGUUUUGAGAAGAAUGGACCUGUAGUUGGAGUGGAAGAAGAAAACUUAAUGCGCACUAGUCCUGAUAAACCCGUAUGUCAUGUGGGAGGAAAAUAAUUUGGCAGAGCCGAACGUUUGUCCUGACCGUGAAGAAAGUCCCGCAGAAGACACUUUUGGAUUUGGAGAUGAUCUGGAGUUAAAUCAGUUCGAUGGAUUGCCCUUUUCCUCGCGUUACUACAAGUUACUGAAGGAGAGGAAAACUCUGAGUGUGUGGAAGGUCAGAUGUCAGUUUGAGGAUGCUCUUGCAAACAACCAGCUGGUUAUUGUGUCCGGGGCAGCAAAGACUGGCAGGAGUACACAGAUCCCUCAGUGGUGUGCAGAGUUCUGUCUGUCUGCCCAGUAUCAGCAUGGUAUGGUUGUGUGCACUCAGACCGACAAACAGCGGGCUGUAGAUCUGGCCUUGCGUGUCGCUGAUGAAAUGGACGUCAACAUAGGCCAUGAAGUUGGUUACACCAUCCCUCUGGAGACCUGCUGCUCCUCUGACACUGUUUUGAGGUACUGCACUGAUGAUAUGUUGCUGAGAGAGAUGAUGUCUGACCCUUUUCUUGAGCACUACGGGGUCAUAAUCAUUGACCAGGCCCAUGAAAGGACGGUUAGCACAGACAUUCUGCUGGGUCUCCUCAAGGACAUCCUGCUGCAGAGGCCUGAGCUCAGGGUGGUGGUUCUCACUGUGCCGCCCAUGACAAACAAGCUUCUGAGACACUAUGGCAGUGUCCUGCAUAUCAGUCUAGAGUCCUCAUGCACUGCUGAAGUUGUGCACAGCAACAACGGCAACAAAGACUACUUCUACUCAGCACUGAGACUCGUGCUGGAGAUCCAUCGGACCAAAGAGGGUGGAGAUGUUUUCGUAUUUUUAGGCUCAGCUGAGGAGGUCCACUGUGCCUAUAGUAUACUCCAAAGAGAAGGGACCAGGUUGGGUGGACAGUUGGGACAAAUGGUACUUGUAGUCCUGUGCUCAGGCCAAGGAGGGCUACUUCCUGUCCUGCCUGAGCAGUCAUGCUCCACAAAGUCCAGAAAGGUUUUUCUCAGUACCCGUCAAGGUGAGGAUGCAUGGUGGGCUACAGAGUCUGUCAAAUUUGUCAUUGACACAGGAGUCCAGAAGAAAAUGGUGUACAAUCCGAGAGUAAGAGCUAGCUCAGAGGUCCUUCAACCCAUCAGUCAAUGCCAGGCAGACAUUCGCAAGCAGCUGUCUGGACCAUCAGGUAAAUGCUUCUGCCUGUAUCCAGAAGCAAGCCUAACUUCUGCAGAGAACUCCCCACAGAUCUUGGAGUCCAACAUUACACCGACAGUUCUUUUCCUCAAAAGGAUGGAGAUAGCAGGCCUUGGACAGUGCAGUUUCAUCGACAGACCAGAUCCAGAGGGUCUCAUGCAGGCACUGGAGGAGCUCGAUUACCUUGCAGCUUUAGACGAUGAUGGCAACUUGUCUGAAAUUGGCAUCAUAAUGUCUGAAAUCCCUCUGGAACCUCAGAUGGCCAAAGCGCUGCUAGCAUCCUGCGAGUUUGACUGUGUGAGUGAGAUGCUGACAAUCACAGCCAUGUUGUCAGCACCAAGCUGCUUUGUGGAGCCGCCUGCUGCCAUGAGCCACGAGGCAGUCCAGUGUCACAGGAAGUUCCAGCACCCUGAAGGAGAUCACUUCACCCUCAUAAACAUCUACAACGCCUACAAACAAAACCAGAGAGAACAAUAUUUGACUACUGAAAAGUGGUGCCAGGACUAUUUUCUAGAUCAUUCUGCGUUGAGGACAGCCGAUUCCAUUAGAUCAGAGUUGACUGACACACUGAACAGAAUUGAGCUCCCCAUUUCUGAACCCUCCUUUGGAACCAAGACUAACACUCACAACAUCAAAAGAGCUCUGCUGGCUGGAUUCUUCAUGCAGAUUGCUCGAGAUGUGGACGGAUCAGGCAACUACUUCAUUCUUGCACAUAAGCACAUGGCCCAGGUGCACCCACACUCCUGCUACGGGGCUCAGUCACACAAGCUGGGACUGCCUGAGUGGGUUGUUUUCAAUGAGUACAUCCUUUCAGAAAACUGCAUGAGAAUAGUCUCGGAAAUUUCCCCGCAAGUGUUCAUUGAAAUUGCACCACUGUACUUCUUCUACAAUCUGCCCCCUAGCGAAAGCAAAGAUAUACUGCAAGACAUGUUGGACCCACAUGGAUCCAAAAACCGCAAAGAGAAGAAACAGGAAGCUGCAACAACAAGUGGUGACGUGAACAGUGGCUGUGCAGCAGUGACACAGACGUAUGACAGAUGUAUGAUUCAGUAA
Messenger RNA from Haplochromis burtoni (Burton's mouthbrooder), 3565 nucleotides. RefSeq names its product DEAH (Asp-Glu-Ala-His) box polypeptide 32a (gene dhx32a). The record is from RefSeq and is a predicted model, not a curated record. The transcript is spliced from 11 exons. Bases 1343 to 3565 code for a protein of 740 amino acids. Gene Ontology annotation, cellular component: intracellular anatomical structure; spliceosomal complex. NCBI's taxonomy places the organism in Eukaryota, Metazoa, Chordata, Actinopteri, Cichliformes, Cichlidae. Gene Ontology annotation, molecular function: RNA binding.